Molecule: messenger RNA, 519 nt
Organism: Eimeria acervulina
Lineage: Eukaryota; Apicomplexa; Conoidasida; Eucoccidiorida; Eimeriidae
Exons: 1
Coding region: 1-519 (172 amino acids)
Source: RefSeq, a predicted model, not a curated record
AUGCAGCAGGGAGCCAUGCCGCCGGCUGCUGCUGCUGCGGCUGCUGCUUCUGCUGCUCCGCCUUCGUCGGCUGCUGCUGCAGCUACUGCGGCUGCCGCUGCUGCUACUGCUGCUGCUGCAGCAGGAAAUGCAGCAGUUGCAGCAGGAAAUGCUGCUGCUGCAGCAGGAACUGCCGCUGCGGCAGCAGGGAAUGCUGCAGCUGCAGCUGCCGCUGCAGAGCCAGGCCAAAUCGCACAGCAGCAACAGCAGCAGCAACAGCAACAGCUGCAGCAGCAUGCUAACGCACAAGCAGAGGCCCGUCAGCAACAAGGAGUGGAGGCCCUUGAGGAGAAUCGAGCUGCUUCGCAAGAGAACAGCAGCGCAGCAGCAGGCAAUCAGCAGCUGCAGCAGGAACAGCAGCAGGACGAUGAGCAGGAGGAGCAGCAGCAGUUGCUGCUGCAGAGCGCAGGCAGGGUUUCUCCUAGUGGGCCCCCUCCACCACUACCUACAUCUGCGGGUAUAUUAACAGCACAACAGUAA